Zonotrichia albicollis (white-throated sparrow) is the source of this 2502-nucleotide messenger RNA. The record is from RefSeq and is a predicted model, not a curated record. Lineage: Eukaryota; Metazoa; Chordata; Aves; Passeriformes; Passerellidae.
AUGGGCAAUGAGGAGCAAGGAGCACAGGAGCUCCAGGGUGUGGGAGAACAAAUGCAGGGAACAGCAGAGGAAGAGGGCGGUGGCACUGCAGGCAUUGAAGGAGGGGAGGGACUGAGGCUUAUAUUUGGCACACUUUACCCCGCAUAUUAUUCCUACAAAGCCGUGAAAUCAAAGGACAUCAAAGAAUAUGUCAAGUGGAUGAUGUACUGGAUCAUAUUCGCGCUCUUCACGACAGCAGAGACGUUCACGGAUAUCUUUCUUUGCUGGUUUCCAUUCUACUAUGAACUCAAAAUAGCUUUUGUAGCUUGGCUGCUGUCUCCAUACACAAAAGGCUCCAGCCUCCUGUACAGGAAAUUUGUUCAUCCAACUCUGUCUUCAAAAGAAAAGGAGAUCGAUGACUGCCUCAUCCAGGCGAAGGACCGGAGCUACGACGCCCUGGUGCACUUUGGCAAGCGGGGGCUGAACGUCGCGGCCACGGCAGCUGUCAUGGCAGCUUCCAAGGGACAGGGAGCCCUCUCUGAGAGGCUACGGAGCUUCAGCAUGCAGGACCUGUCGAGCAUCCGCGGGGACAGCGGCAGCACCGUCCCUGCCUCGGUCACUGUGCGGACAGGCAGCAAACAGAGCCACCCCAAACCAGCCAGGAGUGCAUCAGAAGGCACUGGCAGCUCAGUGUGCACGUGUUGCUCGGUGUGCCGGCUCCUCCGAGGUGAAUUAAGUGUGGACAUUAGGUAUGAGAAGCCACCUGAGACAAACUGUGAAACAAAAGGCUCAGUGUUCUCAGAUGAUGAAGAGAACGAUUGUGCAUCCACGAACAAAAGGCCCAAAAAGAAGGAUCCACCCCUUGAGGCACCGCCUAGGACUCUCAGACCUCGCUUCAGGAAGAAAAGUACCUCGUCCUCUGCCACUGAAACAAUGUGAGUGCAAUGAGCCAAUAGCACCAAGAUCCACAGAAUGUCUCUCUUCUGCCUUAAAGAGCUACUCAUUGAUAACCUAGGAAGCAGCAGUGGGAUGGAUGUGCUUUGAUGUGCAGCACUGCAGACAUGGCCUUUCUCCUCUCUCUCCACGUCCCUCUGUGGCACCUGCUGCUCUUUGUCCCUGCUGUGGGUAGGACAGGCUGGCAGGCACCUGCACCUGAGGGGUCCUGGUUGGGUUUGCAGAGUGUGCACCCACCCACAGUGUACAUUUCCCGUUUCAUUUGUGUCUGCAUAGCUCUUGCUCUGCGAAUGCCCAGAGGAAACAACAAUAAUCAGUUUCUCAUCAUGCUACAUUGACAGUGUAUUUAUUUAUGGCUUUAUCAUGGAUGAAGUGGAUUUGCAGAACCCAUGGAUUUCUCUUUCCUCCCUUCCUCCUCAAGACUGUGAAUGAUGUAACAAAUGUCAAAGUACUUUGACUGUACAAAAUGUCCAAGAUUUGUUAGAGAAAGCUGAGCUGCAACUGAGUUUUUCUGCAAGUAAAUCACAUGUUCUGAGAAAACCAUUGUGCUAAACCCACAGAGACAAGACCACUUACAGAGGAUGAGGAAGUGAUGUGCAAGAGAAAAAAAAUUGUUUCAAUGAUAUAAUGAAGGGGGAGUCCUAGUUUCAAUCAACCUGAGCCAGGAGAGUGUUUUGUGGAAAAUGAUGCGUAGAAGAACUAAAUCCCACCACUUGUGGCCCAUGUUCUACUGUGAGUUCUAAAGUGUGAGCAAGCCAGGCUUGAGCAAGCUGCAGCAGCAGAAAUUAGAAUGGCUUUAGUGAUGCAUUUCCAGGGGAAAACACAUCUUUCUCCCCUGCUACAACAGUGCCAGUCGCAGCCCUCUGCUCUGCUGCUGUUCUGCUGGCAUGAGCAGAGGAGGUGCUGGGUCUGAGCUGCUUUUUGAAGCCUGGAGUUUCUCCUCUAGCAUGGAGUUUGGUUAGAACCACAAGAACCAGAUGGAGUGGCUUAUUUGUAUCCAUAUAUAAAUGGGAAAUAUAAAAGAAGAGGAAGACAUGGUAGGGUUUGUGUAUUUGUGCUUCAAGUUGGUGUCUCUUGUAAGUGUUGAGCAUGUGAGAUUCACACAUCAGUUAAUUAUGUGACCCUUUGUGUUUGCUCUUGGACCUGUCACAUAGACUAGAAAAGGAUUUAGCAUUGUGUAGGAUGUGCCAUCACCAGGGGAUCAGCGCAGGGGCUCCUUGGUGUCACUGUUCAUCUGGCUCAGGUGCCAAAAGCCAGCUGGAGGGUGCCAGGCUCAGAGGUAACUCUGAAGUGGCCUUUGAAACCAUUUCUCUGCCAGGUGUGCAUCCAUAUCCCAGCUGCACAUCUGGUGGAUUCCUGAGGUCACCCCCACAGCUUCCUACACGUGUGGGGCAGAAAAAUAAAUUACACACACAGAGAAAUGUUUAUCUGACCUGGCUAGGAAAUGGAAAAUCAAGCAGGUGUUUCCUGUGUCUGCCACAGUAUUUGGCCUCAUUACCUGAGAAUUUUAUUUCCAUGUGCUGAUUCAGUCAUAUUUUGCAAAUUUUGAAAAAUUCUUCAGAAAGUAAA